AUGGCUUCUUAUGAGUUGGUAAUGGGGAUUCUCCUCCUCUUCCAGACUAUAGUUGGGAAUGUCUUAUUCCUUUCUUUUUAUAUAUUGACUUCGUUCAGUAAACAUACUUGGAGACCCACAGAUCUAAUCACCAACCAGUUGGCCUCAGCCAACUUUCUAGUCCUUUUCUCUAGGGGAAUCCCUCAGGCACUGGCAGCUUUUUAUUUAGACUAUUCCCUGGGAGAACCUAUGUGCAAGAUUACCUUUUAUAUUCAGAGGGUGGCCCAAGGGGUUUCUCUAUGCACCACCUGCCUUUUAAGUGGCUUCCAGGCUAUCACUAUUAGUCCUAAUAAUUCCGGGUGGGCAGAACUCAAACCAAAAGCUCCUAGGGCUCCUAGAUUUGUUCAGCCCUCCUGUUGCCUCUGUUGGAAUCUUCAUCUCCUGAUAAAUAUUAUCGUGCCAGUGAAAGUGACUCACUCAAGGACUACUAUAAACAUCACAAAAAUGCAGUUUGGACUGUGUGCUACAGAAAAAUCCGAUUCAUCCAUAAGCUCACUGUAUGCAUUCCUCUUUACCUUCCUAGAUAUUUUGUGUUUGGGACCAAUGGGUUGGGCCAGUGGCUUCAUAGUGCUCUUCCUGCAAAGACAUAGGCAAAGAAUCAAAUACCGUCACCAUGCCUAUCUCUCUCUCAGAGCUUCCUCAGAGACCACUGCCACUCACACUGUCCUGCUUCCGGUGAGCUCCUUUGUUUCCUUUUAUUUUCUAUCCUCCAUCUUAUCACUCUGUAGGACUUGCUUUGUCACCCAAAGCCUGCAACUGGCGAACAUAAGUGCAUUCCUGGCUGUUUGUUUUCCAGCUUUCAGCCCCUAUCUCUUCAUCAGCCAUGACAUUCAAACCUUAAGAAUCUACUUUGUCAGUUUUAAGACAAAAAUCUCCAAAUAG
Mustela lutreola (European mink) is the source of this 921-nucleotide messenger RNA. RefSeq names its product vomeronasal type-1 receptor 4-like. Gene Ontology annotation, cellular component: membrane. The record is from RefSeq and is a predicted model, not a curated record. The transcript has 2 exons. Lineage: Eukaryota; Metazoa; Chordata; Mammalia; Carnivora; Mustelidae. Gene Ontology annotation, molecular function: pheromone receptor activity. Gene Ontology annotation, biological process: G protein-coupled receptor signaling pathway. The coding region runs from base 1 to 921 and encodes 306 amino acids.